Molecule: messenger RNA, 918 nt
Organism: Anopheles maculipalpis
Lineage: Eukaryota; Metazoa; Arthropoda; Insecta; Diptera; Culicidae
Product: thymidylate synthase
Exons: 3
Coding region: 1-918 (305 amino acids)
Biological process (GO): dTMP biosynthetic process
Cellular component (GO): cytosol; mitochondrion
Molecular function (GO): thymidylate synthase activity
Source: RefSeq, a predicted model, not a curated record
AUGGAAGCUGAAAAUGGAAAUGUAGUUGCAGAAAAGAAGGAAAAUCAGGGCAAUGCCGAGGAGCAAGCGUAUUUGCAGUUGAUUCGUGAUAUUAUCGGCAAGGGUAGCAAACGUCUCGAUCGUACGGGCGUUGGCACUUUGUCGAUAUUUGGCGGCCAGAUGCGUUUCAGCCUACGCGACGGAGUUAUACCGUUGCUAACAACGAAGAAAGUGUUUUUUAGAGGUGUUGCUGAGGAGCUGCUGUGGUUUAUCAAAGGCUCAACUAACGCCAAGAAACUGCAAGCGAAGGGGAUUCGCAUCUGGGACGGUAACAGCACACGAGAGUAUCUGGAUUCGUGUGGCUUUACGGAUCGUGAGGAAGGUGAUUUAGGGCCCGUUUACGGUUUCCAGUGGCGUCACUUUGGUGCAACGUACAAAACGUGCCACGACGAUUACACAGGGCAAGGCAUCGAUCAGCUGGCGAAAGUGAUCGACACAAUAAAAAACAAUCCCUACGAUCGUCGUAUCAUUAUGAGCGCUUGGAAUCCUUCCGACAUUCCCAUCAUGGCACUGCCACCGUGCCACUGUUUGGCACAGUUUUUUGUUGCUGAUGGAGAGCUCUCCUGCCAGAUGUAUCAGCGAUCGGCCGAUGUUGGCUUGGGCGUGCCGUUUAACAUUGCUAGCUACUCACUGCUGACCCAUAUGAUCGCUCAUGUCACUGGACUGAAGGCAGGAGAAUUUAUACAUACCACUGGAGAUACACACAUCUAUCUGAACCAUGUCGAUGCGCUUCGUGAACAAAUCGAAAGGACACCGGACAAAUUUCCGACCCUCGUAAUCAAGCGCAAGGUGGAGUCGAUCGAUGAUUUUAAUUUUGCUGAUUUUGAAAUCGUAAAUUACAAUCCUCAGUCUGCGAUAAAGAUGCAAAUGGCUGUUUAA